Molecule: messenger RNA, 1759 nt
Organism: Ylistrum balloti
Lineage: Eukaryota; Metazoa; Mollusca; Bivalvia; Pectinida; Pectinidae
Exons: 2
Coding region: 60-1691 (543 amino acids)
Biological process (GO): proton transmembrane transport
Cellular component (GO): membrane
Molecular function (GO): proton channel activity
Source: RefSeq, a predicted model, not a curated record
AUUACUCAUGAUUACCGCUAUGACGUGUAUCUUUGUCCUUGGAUACCUGGUUAAUAAACAUGGCCUGCAGUCCAUUGUUGCAGCAAAACGAAACACAAGCACUCCCAAAUUACAGACUCUGUACAAUGGACUCCUGGUGUGGGAAGCUGCUGACGUCCGUGGUGGUCCUGCCCUUCAUGGCCGGAAAUUGCCGAACACGACGGAAUGGAUCCCGGUAUUAUGACUGUCUUAUCUCUUCACGUGUUUUGUUCUUGGUCGUCUUUGCUAUAGUGAUAGUGUUCACCGCCAGCAAACGGAUACCUUCACACACACAAAUUCGUUUGGGAUUUGUUCUUCUUCUCCUCACAUUACUCAUGAUUACCGCUAUGACGUGUAUCUUUGUCCUUGGAUACUUGGUUAAUAAACAUGGCCUGCAGUCCAUUGUUGCAGCAAAACGAAACACAAGCACUCCCAAAUUACAGGUAAUAUUCCUCUGGAUGUUUGGCUUAGCAACAGUUUUUUAUUGUGGUUUCCUCCUGGCCAAGCAAAUUGAAUGUUCCAUAUACAUAUCUGGAGGAUAUUUCUGGAACAUAGUGCUCUUCUUCAACACUUUAUUGAUCAUAUGUCUUUUCAUACAGAUGAUUUUCAUAACGUACUUUUCACCAUACGAACUGGAACCAACUGAUCUAGUUAAUUGUACAAUGUCUAUGCUGCUAGCUGGAAAUGUUUCCAUUUUUGUGUACGUCAACAUUAUGGGCAAUACUCUAUCUACAAUUAUAGAUAUCGACCCUGACAAUGAUAUAGCACGCUGUUUAAAAAACAACAGCACCAUGAUUUUACUUCUUGAAAAAUCAAGCUCGAUUCUACGACCAAAUUUUACAGAGUUCGUUUUGCUGUCCUGUACGAUUCUUCUGGAAAUUUGGUCUCCCACAAAAGUACAACAUCCUAAUGGUGAAGUGCCGUACAUAGAAAUAAGCGACAUAAAUGAUUCAGAGAGAUCGUCACUUCUGUCAUCUGAAACAACGACGGAACACUCGAGAAAUGAAGGCAGACGAACGGCAUGUCAGUUAAUUACCCUGAUUAUAAGUAUUGCAUUGGGACUUGGGCAAGUUGUUUGUUAUGUUGUCAUGGCGAUGGAUAUAGGAGACGUAAACAGUAUGAGAUAUGUCUCUGAAGUGUAUGAAUUAGUGUUAAAGGCUAUGAUUGUUCUCGCAAUCUUCAUUGGUUUCUUUUGUUUAGUUCAGUACUGUAGUCCUGACAGAUCUUCGCAAGGUCUGAAGACAUGGGAGCACGUCUAUUUACUGUCGGCGUUUGGAUUAUUUAUGAUGCAUAUCUGCGAAUGUAUAGGCGGUGACGUAUCUUCAGAUAUUUCAGCAAAAAUGCUCAUGUCCACAAGCAUCAUCAGCAUAUUCCAGGACUAUCUCCAGGUUGUCUUUCUUUUGCAUGCUAACCGAUGUAAGAAAUGUGACCCUCGGUCAAACAUCAAUUUGCUUGAAUCAGUUCUGAUAUUUACAAUGAUAAGCAACUUUAUGUUCUGGUUCAACGACAGCUUUCUUAUAACUGAGUUUCCAGUCAAUCGGAUACUGGAACAUGAUGAUUUUUCCAAAGACUUACUAAAUGUUGUGUAUGAAAUUUUUCUCCCCGUGUCUGUCUUCUUUAGAUUCACAUCUUUUUUGGAAUAUUAUGCAACCUUCGGAAAAUACAAUGCCUAAAAACAUUUUUUUUUCUUUUACAUGUAUUUUAUCUUCUUUGAAGAGUAACGAUGUUGUGUUUUAUUCAU